UCCUGCUCAGGAUGCUUUGCUCGCGAAAGCGGAAAUUUCACGGCAAUCGUUUUGCAAGUGUUUCAUCGGACGACGGAGACUUAGACACGAGCCGCAUGUAUGUGUGGUCGACGCGAAAUCCAGUCAGGACCAUUGAUAAAUACCGGCUACGAAAUCAACAGACGAAUUGUUUUUGUUAUGAGGCUUCUUGGUAUCGCACGAGAAGGGAUAAACGUAUUCUGCGGCCUUAUGGAUAUUUCUGCAGGUUUAGCAAAAUCUACUUACCAAAAUAUCGUUGAGCAUUUGUACGCAGCGUCGAAGACAAUGUUUGAGAGCACCUGCGAAAAAGCCGUCAAGGAAGAAAAAGAAAGAAACGUUGAACAUGAAAGACCUGCGAAUCAUUUGAAGGUUUCGGGCGAUGGAUCGUGGAAAAAGCGCGGUUAUACUUCCUUGUACGGUGUAACAACGCUCAUCGGAUACUACAGUGGCAAAGUAAUCGAUCUCAUUGUAAAAAGUGGAUAUUGUCAUUCGUGUGCCAUGAGUAAAAAUACUUUGGACGAAGACGCAUUUGAGGAGUGGUAUGAGAAUCAUAAAGACUCAUGCUCCUCAAAUCAUGCAGGUUCGGCAGGGAAGAUGGAGGUGGAUUCCAUAAUGGAGAUAUUUUCCAGAUCCGUCGAGAAAUUCGGAGUUAUGUAUACUAAUUAUAUCGGCGAUGGCGACUCGAAAACUUCUACUAGUAUCUUAAAUAGCAAUCCUUACGGGGACGAGUGCACAGUGACUAAAAAUGAGUGUGUUGGACACGUGCAAAAGCGCAUGUGUACUCGUUUACGAAAUAAAAGAAAAACCGAGAAACUCGGAGGAAAGAAGCGGCUAACGGAGAGCGUAAUCAAGAAAUUGACAAUAUACUACGGUCUGGCAAUUCGCCGAAAUAUUGAUUCAGUGGAAGGCAUGAAGAAAGCUAUUAUAGCGACAUUAGAUCACUACUGUUCCACGGAUAAAAAUCCUCAGCAUGAAAAUUGUCCAGAAGGCGCCGAGAGUUGGUGUGAAUGGCGCAAGGCUCAAGCGGCGAAUAGUCUUGCAUCUUAUAAACAUCCGACGAGAUUAAUCGAUGAAACCGUGGAGAACCACAUUCGUCCGAUUUACGAAGAGCUCUCUAAUGACGAUUUAAUGACGCGGUGCUUAGGCGGCCACACUCAAAAUUCCAACGAAUCGUUCAAUUCGCUUGUGUGGCGCCUAAGUCCGAAACAUCUGAAUUCCGGCCAUAAAAUCGUCGAAAUUGCAGCAUAUAUAGCUGCAGGCAUUUUCAACGAGGGCUACUUUGCUGUACUCUCCACUAUGCAGCUGCUUGAUAUCAUCAUCGGUCAGCGAUGCAAAAAUUUUGCUGACGCCGUCGAUGCCGAGCGCAUAACGCGGGAGAACCGGCGCGCAUCAGUUUCUACCAAGGAGACUCGUACAGCCCGAAGAUUGGAAACCCUGAAUCAGAACGAGUUUUUUGAAGAAGAGGAAGGACUACUGUAUGGCCCAGGGAUAGCUGAGUAACCUCUAAUUACUACGCACCGCACGACCUCCAUCACCGGCACCGAUUAGCAAGUGCAGACUCCAGGCGCUCGGGCAAAAUUAUCAUAACUUGAGGAAUUUUAAUAUCUUUUUAAUAACAAAAAUUGUUUUUUAAAGCUAAAAUACAGUACAAUAUGUUCUCAAACUUA
Nylanderia fulva is the source of this 1685-nucleotide messenger RNA. RefSeq lists its product as uncharacterized. The record is from RefSeq and is a predicted model, not a curated record. Lineage: Eukaryota; Metazoa; Arthropoda; Insecta; Hymenoptera; Formicidae.